AUGAGUUCCGCGACUCUCGUCGCUUCCAACCAGGCCCAACUGCGAUCCGCUGAUUCGCGCACGCGGAUACACAGUAACCGCGCCAUUGGCGAAGUUACCGAGGCGCUUCGCGAGCAUCAACCACGAUGCCACGUGUCGGUUGACGCACGGCAGAGAUCGACCCGUCACACAUUAGCGCAUUCGUCGCUGCUGCCGCUGCGCGCGGUCGUCGUCCCCGUCGGCGGCGGCCGAAAUCGAGUGGCAAAUUCACCGUCUGGUUACAGUCACCUUCGUUCUAUUCACAGCCACAGUCAAAUCCACUCUUGUCGCAUCCCCGUAUCAGCCGCGCUUUGGCCCUGGCAACAGGAACAGCAGCGGGGAGACAAGGCGCAGCGCACUAGGAGCGCGUUGGUCGGGGGUGCAGGAUCAGCGGCAGCAGAGGAGACGGAGAGAAGCGGGCUGCGGGCAGGGGACACUCCCGUUACAGCGACGGCGCUUACAGUCACAGUCUCCUCCUCCAUCGCCUCCAUCCCUGCUGCUGAUUGGGACGCCUGUGCGCUGGACGCGGCGGGCGGCGUGGAGAAGCACAAUCCGUUUGUGUCACACGCGUUCCUGCUGUGUCUGGAGGAGAGCAGAAGCGCGUGUCGCGAGGAGGGGUGGUUACCACAGCACCUCGUCGCCAGGGACGCCGAGGGGAGGGUGGUUGGCGUGUUGCCCCUGUAUUUGAAGGGCCACUCCUAUGGAGAGUACGUGUUUGAUCACUCGUGGGCCAAUGCGUUCAUGCGGGCGGGAGGCUCGUACUACCCGAAGCUGCAGUCCUGCGUGCCGUUCACGCCCGCCACCGGGCCUCGCCUGCUGGUUCGGGACGGACCUGACCGCGAGGCUGUGCUGUCGGGGCUGUGUCAGGCCAUGAAGCAAGUGGCUGACGAGUACGGGGUGUCAUCGGUGCAUGUGACAUUCCCAUGCAAGGCCGACUGGCAGGUCAUGGCGCGUCAUGGCUUCCUGCAGCGCAUGGGCAUGCAGUAUCACUGGAGCAACAGGGGCUAUGGCAGCUUCAACGAUUUCCUCAUGGACCUGAAGCAGUCCAAGCGCAAGACCAUUCGACAGGAGCGGAAGAAGGUAGCAGCGCAAGGCUUGAAGCUGCUGCGGCUGAGGGGCGAUGACAUUAAGGCACACCACUGGAAUAGCUUCUUCCAAUUCUACUGCAACACCACCAACAGAAAGUGGGGACAGACGUACCUCACUCGAGAGUUCUUUCACCUGCUGGGGGAGCGCGUGGGGGAGAAGGUGCUGCUGGUGGUGGCGGAGGAUGAGGCAGGGCGCAUGGUGGGGGGCGCGCUCAACCUCGUGGGCGGGGAGGCGGUAUUUGGGCGCAACUGGGGGGCACUUCCGGGGACACACUAUCCGUUCUUACACUUUGAAGCGUGCUAUUACCAGGCAAUAGAGGCGGCCAUAGAAGCAGGUCUGGCGAGAGUGGAGGCGGGGGCGCAGGGCGAGCACAAGCUGCCGCGGGGCUAUCUCCCCACCGCCACCUACAGCGCGCACCACAUCCCUGACCCUGCAUUCCGCUCAGCCAUUGCUGGGUUUCUUGAACGGGAGACUGUACAGGUGCAAUACGCUCUUUCAGUCAUGGACCAAGAGGCAAACCCUUUCAAGAAGCAACCAACCACAGGUGCCUCCUAA
Molecule: messenger RNA, 1662 nt
Organism: Closterium sp. Yama58-4
Lineage: Eukaryota; Viridiplantae; Streptophyta; Zygnematophyceae; Desmidiales; Closteriaceae
Source: the annotation of a GenBank genome assembly